UGCAUGCAUGUCAUCCAGUUCUGGGGAGACAGGCAGCAGAUCCCUGGGCCUCACUGGUCAGCCUAGCAUCCUAUCCUGUCCCGAGAGAGCCUCUCAAGCAAACAGUGGUAAAGCACCUCUGUUGACCUCUGACCUUCAUACUCCCUGCAUGUGCACAUGCGCCCACACGGCACAUGAACCGACACAUUAAACAUCACAGCCUUUCGCUGGUCUUGGAUAUGGUACACACCUUUAACCCCAGCACCUGGGAUACUGAGGCAGGAGAAUUGCCAUGAGCCUAAGACCAGCCUGGGCUAUGGAAUGAAUGAGGUCCAGUCUCAAACAACAGCUGUCCUAUGCAAUAGUGGGACGUCUCCAUGACCUCUGACUUUCUCCUGUUCUCUCCUUGAAGGCCAAGAGACAUGAAGGAGGUGACGGCUUCCUACUAGACAUUGCCCAUGGGCGGGCUGGGUCACAGGUUUGGCACCCAAGUCUGCCAAAUAUGAGACCUCACCCAGAGUCUUCUGGCUGCAUUUUGGCAUGUCCUAUCAGCCCAUGGGGGGGGGAAAUCUGUUUAGCUGAGCAUAGUGACCAACUACACUUAUAAUCCUUGUACCAGGAGGCUGAGGCAGGAGGAUUGCCAUGGGUCUGAGGACAGCCUAGGCUAUGGAGUCUGUCUCAAACAGAAAAAGAAAGGGAGCCGGUACCACACUGCCACAGCACUCACUGGAUUAAAGAAUACAUAGAUAAUUCUCAGCACGUUUUUGUCAAUAGUUGAGUCAAAAGCACAGAAGUUGAGCUGAGUGCGUCAGUACCCAGUUUUAAUUCUAGCACUCGGGCAGAGGCUGGAGGAGGAUCAGGAGCUCCAGGGUAGCCAUGACUGCUACAGCCAACGAAAUGGCUGUCACUUGUAGCCAAACCUAAUGACUUCAGCCCCGGAACUCAUGGUAGAAGCAGAGAACAGCCUCCUGCAAGUUGUCAUCUGACCUGUGAGCACACACACACACUUAGAAAACAAAACCAAACAACCAAAAAAAAAUUGUUAAAGGCCAGGAGGAAAACCUGUUUCCUGUGAGCACCAUGAUACUCAUGGACAGCUUGGGAGAGUUAGCUCUCUCUCCUUCCACCUUGUGGGUCCCAGACUCAGUCAUCAGGUUUGAUGUCAGGUGUCUGUCCCUACCAACAGAGCCGCCUCCCUGCCACAUAACCUUUUAUAUUGUAAUUCCCUUGUAACCUGGGGAAAUGGAGGCAGGCAGGCAGGUGCCAUCAAUUAGAGCAGGUGGGCAGCGGGUGUGUUUGUUGUUUUAUAGCCUAAUUUUCUGACUCUCAAAGACUGACACCUUGCCACUUGGAGAUCUAGUGACCUGGUAGCUUUCCUGACCCACCAUAUUCCAGCGGGGAGAAGCUGUGUUCCUUAGGACCCGCAGGGUCCGCUGGAAAAUUCAAGGUGUUCUGGGGCAGGGAAGGAGAGAUGGAGCCCGCUUUGUUCAGGGAUGUGGCUGCCGUUCCUGUAAGAUUACGCGGGGAGGCUUAUCCUAGACUCUGUUCUGAGCCUUAACCCCAGGCCAGGUGCACUGGCCAGGUGCAGUCUGGGGAUUUCCCCCGCCCCAGCGGGUCCGCGGAGACCGCGGGCUCUCAGACCCAGAGGGAGAGGGGAAGCUCAGCCGCACGGGUCCCCAGAGCGGGGGGCGUGGCCGCAGGUGCCGCCCUGGCCCCGCCUAGCGAACUCAUUUACAUGCUUCCCGCGGCCCCGCCCGUGGUGGCUAAAGCUACGUGUCCUUGUCCCCCGUGGGCAGCCUCAGCGCGUGCGGCCUCGGAUCGGAUCCCCAGUUCGAAGGGCCUCCUCCAGCCACCACCUCCUGGGAAAACAAGCGAUGAAGACCAAGAACCGACCUCCUCGGCGCCGGACAUCCGUGCAGGACACAGAAGCCACCCCAGGAGAGCAGACUCCCGACAGACCCCAGUCAGGCUCAGGGGGGUCCGAGCUGACGAAGGGUCUUCGGAGUAGGACGGCCCGUGCAGGUGGACCGCGAGCAGAGGUCAGCCGCCGGCGACAGGGGUCUGGUAGCCGCAGGGAAAAUAGUAUCCAGAGGCGACUGGAGAGCAAUGAGCGGGAAAGACAACGGAUGCAUAAACUCAACAACGCCUUCCAAGCGCUGCGUGAGGUCAUCCCGCACGUGCGGGCUGACAAGAAACUCUCCAAGAUUGAGACCCUCACGCUGGCCAAGAACUAUAUCAAGUCGCUGACCGCCACCAUACUCACUAUGUCCAGCAGUCGCCUCCCGGGGCUGGAGGGGCCGGGUCCUGCGCCAGGUCCUAAACUCUACCAACACUACCAUCACCAGCAACAGCAGCAGCAGCAGCAGCAGCAGCAACAGCAGCAGGUGGCUGGGGCCACGCUAGGUGCCACGGAGGACCAGCCCCAGGGCCACCUGCAACGGUACUCUACACAGAUCCACAGCUUCAGAGAGGGCAGCUAGCACCCGCUCUGGGCUCUGGGCUGGGUUGACAGUGCUGACCUGGCCUGCUCAGCUCAGCUCUGGCCCCUCCAUGCCACAAGCCUGACUGAUGAUGACACUAUGGGUAUUUUGUUGUUGACCAGAGUCUCUCUUGUGACCCAUGCUGGCCUGGAACUCCUCAUCCUCCUGCCUUCGCCUUCUCUAUGGCUGUGAUUACAGGCACACAUCACCGUAUGGUGCGGUGCUAGGAACUGAAAAGGCACUCUGUGCAGGCUAAACCAGCUCUUGGCCUACUGAGCUACAUCCCGCAGCCCAAGGCUGAAUCUCCGGUGACUCCAUUUUCCUUGAACGUCGGCUCAGCCAUCAACAUGGGGCAGUUUUUCCUAGCCAGCCAGGGGACAGCAUUAAGGCAUAUUAGGCCCAAAUCUCUGAGGAAAGCCUGCCUGGUCCCUGCAGAUGUUUCCACAGAACAGACAGGAUGGGAAGGUGCUAACCUUCCUCACAGUUCUCUUUAUGUAUGGUGGCCGCGGGGCAAUUCCAGAAAGAACAUCACUUUCCAAUGUCCCUGCUACCGCUGAGCCCAAGAUCCCUCCUGUAUUGUGAGUCUACAUGGAGGCUGGGCCCAAAGCGUCACCCACAAUUCAUCAGGGAAUAUAGCAGAGCCAAGAUGGUAGCUCUUUCUGCACAAGCCGUCUUGAAAGCAGAAAUGUCCUGGGCUCAACUUAACAACUGGGCUUAGAAAGGCCUCAUGGGACUUUAAGUGGAUAAGUGGGUUCUCUCUCUCUCCCCCCCCCCCAAAAUGGAGACUUCUGGAAAGGUUCUAGUGCCCUAGGCUGUGACUGACCACAGCCUGAGUGGGGCCUGGGACCUGAGGCCCUGCGUGGGGACCAGGUAGGGUCUUUAUGAAGAGAUAGACCUGCCCUGGGCCUUCUGCAGGCUUCCCAUACCCACACCCCCCUAUUCCAGGGGUGGACCACCAUGCUUAGUAGGGCUCAUUCUCUGGCUUUUGCCCCUGAUGUAUGGCUAGCCACGUGUUUUCUCACAGGCUCAUGGGACUUAGCUCUUGGUACUCUUGGUGUUUUCUCUGAGGCGGAAGCUGGAGUGACAGGCUUGCCCCUCCCCCAGCCUGAUCAUUAAUAACCAGGACUGGGUGGUUGGCAACCUAGCUGCCUCAAACCCAGCUUCCUUCUGUGGGGCGUUCCUGCCCCACUGGCUCUGCCAGGCUUCACUACUUUGCUGUCAACUGCUGCUGGCUUCUCCUUCCUCUCUUGUCUCUCUGCCCAGAACUGUCCUGGAGUUCCUUGGGGCCCUUGCCCGCCCCCCUUUCUUUCGAGUGACAGGAAUCUCACUUUCAUGCGCAGCUCAGGUUGGUCGCAAAUUAUGCAGUCCAGGCUGGUUUUGAACUUGCGCUUGGUCCAUCCUCCUGCUUCAGCCUCUCAAGAACUGUGAACAUAGGUAUAAGGGGACAGCGCUGGCACCCCACGAAACAAUUAAUAGUGAUACUGGGCCUGGGGGUGUUGAUUCCUCCAUCCUAGUGAGACUUGAUUUUGGUCUGGUCCCUUCACAGAUCACAGGUCGGGUAGACUGUAGGCCUUUGUGUCUGUGAUUCAGGGAUGGGAACUGGGAAAGGUCAAUAGUUAGGGAGUUUGCCAGUGGGAGCCGAGGCCAGGCACAACUCCAAGUUGGAAAGACAGAGCCCAGAUAUCCCUUGCUCUGGGGGACCUGCCCAUGGAACACAAAAGGCCUCUGCCGACAGGACAGCACUACAAACCCAGUGGCUGGCUUCCAGAUGAGCCAAGGCCAGGGCGCAGCUCUUUUUGCUGGCCCUUGCCUGGAAGUACAGCGAGGAAGGGAAGAUGUCUGGCCAAACUUCUGCCCUCAGGCCUGCCUACAGCCUAGGGCUGUCCAGGGCCACUGCCUUGCAGGGCUACAGCCUGGUGGCUUUGUGUCCCAUGAGCGGGCACUCACACCACCCCUGCUUCCCAGAGGAUGCCAUGGGCCUAGCUGUCCAGUUCUUUACCGGUGACAGACAGGACCUAUCUGUCCCUUGGGAGGCUAGGGGGCAAGUCUGUGAUGCCAAUAAGGUCUGUUGGUCUGUCUCCCUGUCUCAAGCCCAGGCUUGUCUGUUUUUGUUUGUUUUUAAGACAAGUCUCAUGUAGUCUAGGUUGACCUCCAACUUGCUAUGCAGUGAAGGAAGAUGAACUUUUGAUCCUCCUGCCUCUACCUCUUGUGUUGGGACUGACUACAGACAUGUACCCCCUGCACCCAGUUUGGGCAGCCCUGGGGACUGAACCCAGGGCUUGUGGCAUCUUUGGCCAGCUUUCUACCAAAUGAUCGACACCCCUGGCCUGGUCUCUUCAUUCCUGCUGGGUAAUGGAGCUAAUUUUACUCAAAACCCUGGACAAGAGGGAUGGAGCCGCCCCCAACUGGGUUGCCUGGACUGUGGAUCCACCAGAGCUGACCAGCGUCCCAUCAACACUGGCAGAGAAACGCGGAGUGUGACCUGUCUGGAAAAAGCCAAGAUGAAGAGAACGGCCUGGGCCCUGCCCGUCACUGCGGUGAAAUAUUCUGUAAGUGACCUGAACUGGCUUUUUCCCCUAAUGGUUCCCUUGAAGUACUAAUGAAAUCGC
Alexandromys fortis (reed vole) is the source of this 5068-nucleotide messenger RNA. RefSeq names its product basic helix-loop-helix family member a15 (gene Bhlha15). Gene Ontology annotation, molecular function: protein dimerization activity; DNA-binding transcription factor activity, RNA polymerase II-specific; E-box binding. The transcript has 2 exons. The record is from RefSeq and is a predicted model, not a curated record. NCBI's taxonomy places the organism in Eukaryota, Metazoa, Chordata, Mammalia, Rodentia, Cricetidae. The coding region runs from base 1854 to 2459 and encodes 201 amino acids. Gene Ontology annotation, cellular component: nucleus. Gene Ontology annotation, biological process: positive regulation of transcription by RNA polymerase II; sensory organ development; axon development.